UUACUUAUAUCUCACUAAGUGUGCAGUGGUUUACUGAAUUUAAACAGCCAGAAUCUAAAAGUCAUGCAGAACUUUUACAAUGUUCAGAUGCUUCAAUCUUCUUCUGCUGCUGUUUUGUCUGGUUUAUCACAGCGAAAACACAUCUAUAUCUGUGUCAGGAAACAAGGGAGGAAACAUCACACUCACAUGUGAAUCUGAGGCCAAAAAUAUUUUUCACAUUGAGUUAAUUGGUGAGUCGGGAGGAAUUGAUGUUUGUCAAAAUGAAGAAUAUAGUGGACGAGUGUUUAAAGAAGGAAACUGUGACGUCGUCAUCAAGAAUCUGAUCUUCAGUGACGCUGGGAAAUACACUUUGAGAGUCCUUUACAAUAAUCAGACAGACCUGGAGCGACAAAUCAGGACGUAUCAACUUCAUAUUCAUGAUGAGAUUUCUGUGAAAACAGGCGAGGAGCUAAAGAUGUCUGUUCUGGUGUUUAAUGCUGAUAAAGUGAAGACAAACUCUAGUGGAGAGUGGAAGGAGGUUUGGACGAGAGAUCACGGGGUUCAGAGCGACCGAAUGAAUGAUGAUACUGAUAUAAACCUGAUCAUUAAAUCAUUUCUGGACAGUGAUGCAGGAACAUACAGAGUUCUGGACACUGAAGGAGAAAUCUUGAUCACAGUCACAAUCACAGAAUCAAAGGAAAAACUGGAGCACACUGAUGACACUAAAUAUGAUCCUGUCGUCUCUUGGAUUGCACUGACUGUGGUUGUGCUUCUGCUGGCUCUGAUUCUGACUGCUGUCACGUUACACAAGCGUCUGCUCAGAGGUGACCUGCGGUGUCUCUCGAGGAGGACAAGAGCCCCAGAAGCACUGAGGGCCCAUAAUGAUGUCUGCUGAGGGCCCCACAGACUCUGAUUAAACUGGAGAGGUGUGCAGGACAUUAGUGACCUCACUGCUGAACACUGAACUUUUCCUCAAUCACUCAUUUUAUGGUUUAUUAUGUUAUCACAGACACUGCUCUACUCUGAUGGUAUUCAUUUUAUUUGUGCAGCUCUUAAAAAGUCUUAAACUUGAUCUUAAACUCCCAUCAUGCACUGCAUCAUGGUUUUUGUGAACUGUAAACUCUGACUGAUCACAGUCUUAGUAACAAAGUAGCUUCAUCUUGUCCAAAUCUCAAAUCUUUUCUUGUAAUUUGUGUUCAGAGUCAACAGAUCUGCAGAAGAUUCUCUCGACAUAUUUCUGCAGUAUAUUUGUAAUGUUCAGUGCGUGUGCACAUUUAGA
Molecule: messenger RNA, 1258 nt
Organism: Carassius carassius (crucian carp)
Lineage: Eukaryota; Metazoa; Chordata; Actinopteri; Cypriniformes; Cyprinidae
Exons: 6
Coding region: 80-874 (264 amino acids)
Source: RefSeq, a predicted model, not a curated record